Messenger RNA from Nematolebias whitei (Rio pearlfish), 4242 nucleotides. RefSeq names its product GRB10 interacting GYF protein 2 (gene gigyf2). The record is from RefSeq and is a predicted model, not a curated record. Gene Ontology annotation, cellular component: proximal dendrite; membrane; vesicle. The transcript is spliced from 29 exons. Lineage: Eukaryota; Metazoa; Chordata; Actinopteri; Cyprinodontiformes; Rivulidae. Gene Ontology annotation, molecular function: protein binding. Bases 86 to 4081 code for a protein of 1331 amino acids. Gene Ontology annotation, biological process: insulin-like growth factor receptor signaling pathway.
AUCUUGUGGAAAAACGAAAAGAGAGAGCUAACACGCAUACAAACCCUGAGCUGUCACAACUAGUCGAGAACUCCAGGAAAAAAAAAUGGCCGAAACCCAGACGCUUAACUUUGGACCAGAAUGGCUCCGUGCUCUGUCUGGAGGUGGCAGCAGUGGAGUUGGUGGAAGCAGCAAUGCUGUUGUUUCUCCACCCCUCUCACCUGCAUUGCCAAAGUAUAAACUUGCAGACUAUCGCUACGGGAGAGAAGAGAUGCUAGCACUUUAUGUAAAGGAUAACAGGAUCCCUAUAGACCUACAAGAUAAGGAGUUCCUGUCCAUACUGCAAGAGGAACCCUUACCACCUCUGGCGCUUGUGUCUUUUACAGAGGAGGAACAGAGAAACUUUUCCAUGUCUGUAAACAGCGCAGCUGUACUUCGGCGGGGAGGUGGCCCAAUAGUUGGAGCACCAAGAGGCCGAAGUACCUCAAGAGGUAGAGGUCGAGGAAGAGGCGAUGGAGGGUUUUACCAAAGAAGUUUUGAUGAUGUGGAAGGUUUUGGUCGUGGAGGGAGAGAAAUGCAUCGCUCUCAAAGCUGGGAAGAAAGGGCAGAGAGACGAUUUGAAAAGCCUGGUCGAAAAGAUCCUGAAGUUGCUCCAGGACAUUUUCAAAUGAAUCACAGUGAGUUUGCUCAUUCAGUUCGGGCUCCGUAUGAGGACGGCGGGACAGGACUGCCAAGGAAGCACGACUUUACGCGGUCAGAGAGUGGGAACUGGCGUACUUCUCGUGAUGAUCAGAACGGUGAGGAUGAUCAGGGGGGCUGGCACCUGGCAGGUUUUCGAUGGGACAAUGACCGGUGGUGCCCCCCGAGCCCAGAUGUGCCUCGCUCAGCAGGGUGGCGAGAAUACCCAGACCAACGUCGGCGUUUCCCCUUUGAUGCAAGAGAAGAUGAGCGCGGCUACAGGAGGCAGAGGUCGGGGAGCGGCAGUCUGGAUGAUGACAGCUUACCAGAGUGGUGUCUGGAGGACGCAGACGAAGAGGCGGGCACCUUUGACUCCUCAGGAGCUUUUCUCUCUUUAAAGAAAGCAUCAAAGGAGCCAAUUCCAGAAGAAGCAGAGCUCGACUUCAGGCCCAUGGAAGAGUGUGAAGAGGAGCUGGACACAUCGCCAAGGGAGACCAAAGAGACAGAAAAAGAGGCCAAAAGAGAAGCUGACAGAAAAGAGUAUGCAAGAGCCUCAGAAGAGGCUGCAGCUGUCGUUCCACCUGUUGCUUCAGCAGUUUUGGAAUCCCAGCCCCCUCUACAAAGUUUGUCCCCCAACCAUCCGCACAGAACAGAAGUGUCUGAGAGGCCAGCCGAGCGACAGCCGCCCCUGGAGCUCCCACCAGAGUCGUGCAAAGUCUCCAAGCGUGUCCAAAUGUCCACUAGCAUUUUGGAGUCUCUUCCUAUGACUCGUGUUUCCACCACCCUACCAGAGGUUUCUGUUCCAUCAUCAUCUGUUCAUCUACAACAACAGAAGCCCAUGGAAGUCCCUGUGGCCAUGAACAGUUCCUCACCCUUCACAUCAAGCAGAAUAGCACCUAUAAGCAGGCCCACCACUGUGCCACACGACACUGAUGAAGACGAGGGACUAAAACACUUUGAGCAGGAGGCAGAAAAGAUGGUAGCAUACCUCCAAGACAGUGGUGUGGAUGAUGACAGACUGUCAGCAAAGACUUCAGAAAAGCCUAAGUCUGCAGGCCUGCCUCUAACCCACGAAGCAGCACUCAAGUGGUUUUACAAAGACCCACAGGGGGAGAUACAGGGUCCAUUCAAUAAUCAGGAGAUGUCAGAGUGGUUUCAGGCUGGUUAUUUCACCAUGUCUUUGUUGGUCAAAAGAGGAUGUGAUGAAGUGUUUCAGGCUUUGGGGGAAAUGAUGAAGAUUUGGGGAAGGGUGCCAUUUACUCCAGGCCCUGCACCUCCACCACUACAAGCGGAGGGUGACCAAGAAAGGUUAAAGAGGCAGCAGGAGCUCACAGCCCUCAACCUUUACCAGUUGCAGCAGCUCCAGUAUCAAUACCUCCUCAGGCAGCAAUAUGCCCAGGCUAUGGCCCAGCAGAAAGCUUUAGUUCUUAACGCAGCUCCUCUUCAGCAGCAGCAGCAGCACCAACAGCAGAUAAACCACCUUCUACAGCAAUACCAGGCUCUGAAGAUAAGUGCUUCAGAUAGUCUUCUACCUCCUGUCACUCGAUCCCUGUCUGUAGCAGACUCUGGUUCUGUGUGGGAAAUGCAGAACCCAUCCUCUCAGGCUUCCUGCACACCUAACAUCCAACAAGCUGCCACAAGCACAUGGGAAGGCAGCAGCGUCUGGGAUUUGCCGAUAGACUCGGUGGCGCAGGCUCCAACCAUCGAGCAGAUGCAACAGUUUGAGAAGGCCAAGUCUGCAAAGUUGGAGCUGGAGAGACGUGAAGCAGAAAUGAGAGCGAAACGAGAAGAAGAAGAACGGAAACGCUUGGAGGAGGCUCUCAGGGCUCGACAGGAGGAAGAGCGGAAACGACUGGAAGAGGAAGAGCUGGCGCGUCGAAAACAGGAGGAGGCUUUGAGGCGGCAAAGGGAACUAGAGGAGGCACAACGUAGGCAAAAAGAAGAGGAGGAGAGGCUGGCACAGGAGGAAGCGCUCCGAAAAUUAGAAGAAAGGCGGAGGGAAGAAGAAGAGAAAAAGAAACUGGAAGAAUUCCUCCGUAAACAAGAAGAUGAGCGUAGAAAGCAGGAAGAACUAGAAGCAUUAAGGAAGCGCGAAGAGGAGAAACGGGCGGAGGAAGAGGCAGCAGCUGCGGCUGCAGCAGCUACUGCAGCAGCUGCUGCUCUUGCACAGCAACAGGAGGCGCAAAAAAGAAAAGAGCAGGAGGUCCAAAGACAACAGGAGCUGCAGAGACAGAGACUGCAGCAACUAGAGGCCCUCAGACGGCUGCAGCAGCAGCAACAGCAGCAGCUUGCACAAAUAAAGCUUCCAUCAUCUUCUAAGUGGGGGCAGCAAUCAACCAACACUAUAAGCCACCCGACUCAGAAUGCCCUGUCACUGGCAGAGAUCCAGAAACUAGAGGAGGAGAGAGAACUGCAGACACGAGAGGAGCAGAGACGUCAGCAGCAAGAGCUCCUGAAGCAGCAGCAGCAGGUGGCCCUGCAACAAGCUCAGCAGUCCCAUGCCAAGCUGUCUGGUUGGGGCAACGCGGCCAAACAACCAGUCAUUACAAAGUCUUUGUUAGAGAUUCAGAGGGAAGAAGCCCAGCAGAUGAAGCAGCGAAAAGAGCAGCCUCAACAUCAACACCCCAUCGCCACCCAACAGGCCCGACCUCAAACCAAAACUGCAUCCCUAAGUAGCUCAGUAUGGGGGUCUGUGAACACCAGCACGAACUGGGGCUCAGAUCCCAGCAGCAUCUGGGGCGACACCCAUAACUCAAACAUGGGCUUCUGGGACGAGGCCGUGAAGGAGGCGGUCCAACAACCUCCCCAGAACAAAAAAGGAAACUCUCAGAAGAACAACAAGGGAAACGCCAACCUCAGUAACUCUUCGAGUGGGCGAAGCAGUAAGAAGGUAGAAGAGGAAGAGAAGCUGCUAAAGUUGUUCCAAGGCGUCAGUAAGAGUCAGCAGGACACCUUUAUGCAGUGGUGUGAGCAAACGCUGCACACCCUCAACACAGCCAACAAUCUGGAUGUUCCUACGUUUGCAUCCUUCUUGAAGGAAGUGGACUCUCCAUAUGAGGUGCAUGACUACGUCAGGGCCUAUUUGGGAGACACUCCUGAAUCCAAGGACUUUGCCAAGCAGUUUCUAGAACGUCGUGCCAAACAGAACGCUAACCAACAGAAGCCGGCACCAUCAAACCAACAGCUAGCCAAGCAGCAGCAGCAGGACUCGGUGUGGGGAGGAACAGGACCUUCAUCGAUCUUCCAGUCGAACCACCUGAGCAGCCAGCAGCAGCAGCAGCAGCGGUUUGAGACCGUCACCUCAGGGAAGAAGAAAAAGAAGCAGAAGAUGGUGCGAGCAGACCCCAGCCUUUUAGGUUUUUCUGUGAACGCGUCGUCUGAGAGAUUGAAUAUGGGAGAAAUUGAGACUUUGGAGGACUUUUAAAGUGACCGCAGCCGAGUGACUCCCACUGACUGUAUCCAGUUUGAACAGCAGCUGUUUUACCUGAACUCCCCCUCGUCCUCCUCGCGUUUCCACAAGUUUCACCGUUUACUUUUCACUUUCCCGUCAAUGAAUACUUAAAACCACGACCUCCGAGGCAGGGU